Molecule: messenger RNA, 912 nt
Organism: Wallemia ichthyophaga EXF-994
Lineage: Eukaryota; Fungi; Basidiomycota; Wallemiomycetes; Wallemiales; Wallemiaceae
Product: Ribosome biosis protein brx1
Exons: 5
Coding region: 1-912 (303 amino acids)
Biological process (GO): rRNA processing; ribosomal large subunit assembly
Cellular component (GO): nucleolus
Molecular function (GO): rRNA binding
Source: RefSeq, a predicted model, not a curated record
AUGUCGACGAAAUUGAAAGCGCUAUCGAAGAAGAGAACGGCGGAGGACGACAAUGACAGCAACGCGCCACAGGCAAAGAAGGUGCAGAAUAAGCAGCGUGUGCUUGUACUCUCGAGCAGAGGUGUCACCGAGCGUUAUCGACACCUCAUGAACGAUCUCCAAGCGCUUCUCCCGCACACCAAGAAAGACUCAAAAAUCAGCUCAAAGACGUCACUCGCAACUCUCAACGAACUCGCUGAUUUGGCAAGCUGCAAUAAUAUAAUGUUCUUCGAAACCAAACAUCACGCUCAAAUUACUGAUCUCUAUCUCUGGUUGGCUAAGGCGCCUAAUGGACCAUCGGUUAAAUUUCACUUGCAGAAUUUGCAUACGAUGGAUGAGCUGAAAAUGACUGGAAAUUGUUUGAAGGGAUCAAGGGGUAUUCUAAGCUUCGGUGAGGAGUUUGACAGUGAGCCGUGGUUACAGCUUUUGAAGGAACUGUUUACGCAGACAUUCGGCGUUCCUACUUCAUCCCGUCGCAUUAAACCUUUCUUCGAUCACGUCCUUUCGUUCUCUUAUCUGGAUGGCAAGAUCUGGUUCAGGUCUCACCAGAUUGUGGAGAAAGAUGCGACGACAAUCAAGGCUGAACUCGGAAACAAGAAUAAAUCUCCUGCAACUACACUGGUUGAAAUUGGUCCACGUUUCGUGCUCACCCCAAUACGUAUAUUUGAAGGCUCUUUCGGUGGCCCAACAGUGUUUUCGAAUCCAGAAUUCUUGCCUCCUACCAAAAUACGCAAAAUGGAGAGAGAGGAGAAGGCAGAAAAGUACAGCAACAGGAAGGACACACAAGAGGAGUCGAAGCAGCGCAAGAAAGAUAUCAGCAAACGCGACAGAGGAUUGGCUGGGGAAUUGGAAACAGCCAAGGUAUUUGCAUGA